Molecule: messenger RNA, 3923 nt
Organism: Marmota monax (woodchuck)
Lineage: Eukaryota; Metazoa; Chordata; Mammalia; Rodentia; Sciuridae
Gene: Frmd4b
Product: FERM domain containing 4B
Exons: 23
Coding region: 202-3300 (1032 amino acids)
Biological process (GO): establishment of epithelial cell polarity
Cellular component (GO): adherens junction; bicellular tight junction; cytoskeleton
Source: RefSeq, a predicted model, not a curated record
AAUCCCGGGGCCCAAUCCCGGGGCCCAAUCCCGGGGCCCAAUCCCGGGGCCCAAUCCCGGGGCCCUAUCCCGGGGCCCAAUCCCGGGGCCCAAUCCGGGGGCAUGCCGCCCGGAGCCGGCCGGGGCGCGCGCUGCAGACCAGCCGGGCGGCAGGCUUGACCCCGCUGCCCGCGGAGGUGGCGUCGGGACCGAACCCGGAGGAUGGCCUCGGUGUUCAUGUGCGGCGUGGAGGACCUGCUGUUCGCCGGCAGCCGCUUCGUGUGGAACCUGACGGUGACCACGCUGCGGAGGUGGUCCUCGGAGCGGCUGCGGGCUUGCCACCAGGUGCUGCGGACGUGGUGCGGGCUGCGCGACGUGUACCAGAUGACAGAGGGCAGGCACUGCCAGGUGCACCUCCUGGAUGACAGAAGGCUGGAGCUGCUGGUUCAGCCCAAACUUCUGUCCAGAGAGCUGCUGGACCUGGUGGCUUCACACUUCAACCUGAAGGAGAAGGAGUACUUUGGAAUAACGUUCACAGACGACACGGGUCAGCAGAACUGGCUGCAAUUGGACCACCGAGUUCUGGACCAUGAUCUGCCCAAGAAGCCGGGCCCAGCCGCCUUGCAGUUUGCCGUCAGGUUUUACAUCGAGAGCAUAUCGUUUCUAAGGGAGAAAACCACCGUGGAGCUGUUUUUCCUGAACGCCAAGGCCUGCGUGCACAAGGGGCAGAUCGAAGUGGACAGCGAGACCAUCUUCAAGUUAGCAGCCCUGGUUUUGCAGGAAGCCAAGGGAGACUACACCAGUGAUGAAAGUGCCCGGAAGGACCUGAAGACCCUGGCAGCCUUUCCCACCCGGACUCUGCAGGAGCACCCAUCUCUCACUUACUGUGAGGACCGGGCCAUCGAGCACUAUCUGAAGGUCAGAGGACUGACCCGGGGACAGGCUGUGGUCCAGUACAUGAAGAUCGUUGAGGUCCUGCCCACCUACGGGGUCCAUUACUACGCAGUAAAGGAUAAACAGGGACUUCCUUGGUGGCUUGGCAUCAGCUACAAGGGCAUCGGCCAGUAUGACUUACAGGACAAGGUGAAGCCUCGGAAGUUGUUCCAGUGGAAACAGCUGGAGAACUUGUAUUUCCGUGAGAAGAAGUUUGCCGUGGAGGUCCACGACCCGCGAAGGAUUUCGGUGUCUAGAAGGACCUUUGGGCAGAGCGGCCUCUUUGUGCAAACCUGGUAUGCAAACUCUUCUCUCAUCAAGUCCAUCUGGGUCAUGGCCAUCAGUCAGCACCAGUUCUACCUGGACCGCAAGCAGAGCAAAGCAAAAAUUCCUACAGCCAGGAGUUUAGACGACAUCGCAAUGGAUUUGACAGACACUGGAACACAAAGGGUCUCCAAACUGGUGACCCUGGAGGCGAAGGGUCAGUUCAUCAUGGCCAGCAAUGGCAGCCUAAUAUCCUCAGGUUCUCAAGACUCGGAAGCCAGCGAGGAGCAGAAGCGCGAGAAGAUCCUGGAGCUCAGGAGGAAGGAGAAGCAGCUGCAGGAGAAGCUCCUGAAGAAGGUGGAGGAGCUGAGGAAGAUCUGUCUGCGCGAGGCCGAGCUCACGGGCAAAGUGCCCAAGGAGUAUCCCCUGAACGCAGGCGAGAAGCCUCCGCAGGUCAGGAGGCGUGUGGGCACUGCCUUCAAGCUGGAGGACAGCCUGCUGCCCAGCGAGGAGGGCCCGGCGCUGCAAGGCCUGGAGAGUAACUUCCUGAUACAGCAAAAGUUGGUCGAAGCCGCGAAGAAGCUUGCCAACGAGCCCGACCUGUGCAAGACGGUGAGGAAGAGACGGAAGCAGGACUACAGCGAGGCGGUGAGAAAGCUGCAGGAGAUCGAGAACGCCAUCAACGAGUGCCGCAUCCGAGGCGGGAAGAAGGCCAGCCCGAGAGCCUCGGGCGCCGUGGCCGAUGACAUCAUCCCCUCGGAGAGCAGCUCCUUGUCGGACACCACCACCUAUGACGAUCCCAAUGAUGCCUUCACGCUUUCUGGGCAGCGACCAAGUUCAGUACCUCACUCUCCAAGAAUCCUUCCCCCCAAGUCUCUGGGCAUUGAGCGAGUCCACUUCAGAAAGUCGUCCUGCGGCGAGCAGUUUGUGGACACCAGGCAGUCCAGAGAAAUGCUGUCCACACAGAGCAGCCCCUACAAGACCCUGGAGAGGCGGCCCCCGGGAGGGCGCAGCAUGCCCACCACGCCUGUGCUCACCCGCAAUGCCUACAGCAGCACCCACUUGGAACCGGAAUCUUCCUCUCAGCACUGCCGCCUUCGAAGCGGGAGCCUCGAGUCCCGAUCCCACCUGCUGUCCGAGAUGGACGACGACAAGCCAUUUCUCUCCCUCUCCAAAUCCCAAAGAAGCAGCAGCACCGAGGUGCUGGACGACGGGUCCUCGCACACCAGCCAGUCCAGCACCGAGUACUACUGCGUGACGCCCACCGCGGGCCCCUACUACACCACCCAGACCCUGGACACGCGCUCGCGGGGCCGGAGAAGGUCCAAGAAGCAGCACGUGUGCACCUCGAGUUCGGGAAGCAUGCCCAACCUGGCCCAAAAGGACAGCUCGCGGACCGGCCUCUACGGCAGGAGCCAGGAGCUGCCCCCUGGCUACUACGUGGCCGGGUCCGCACCCUACGCUGAGUGCGACCUGUACUACGCGGGCUGUGUCUACGAGAACGACACGGAGGGACACUACAGCGUCAACCCUUCCUACCGCUCCUCGGCGCACUACGGCUAUGACCGCCAGAGGGACUACUGCAGGUCCUUCCAUGAGGACGAGGUGGACCGCGCGCCCCACAACCCCUAUGCCACCCUGCGGCUGCCCAGGAAGGCGGCCGUGAAGUCCGAGCACAUCACCAAGAACAUCCACAAGGCUCUGGUCGCCGAGCACCUGCGCGGCUGGUACCAGCGGGCCUCGGGGCAGAAGGAUCCGGGGCACAGCCCGCAGACCAGCUUCGACUCGGACAGGGGCUCGCAGCGAUGCCUGGGCUUCGCCGGGCUGCAGGUUCCUUGCUCCCCUAGCAGCCGAGCGUCAUCCUACACCUCAGUGUCUUCUACAAACACUUCUGGGAACUGGAGGACCCAGUUGACCAUAGGGCUAUCGGAAUAUGAGACUCCCGCCCAUCCGUACACCAGCUGCUAUGGCACCGUGUACCAUCCUUUGCCCUCGCCCAGCAGACAGUACCCAGAGGCCCACCAACUGGACGGUGCAGCUGCGCCCGGGCUGGAGGGCGGCCUGGACAGCGGGGAGCAGAGGCUGUACUGGCACGAAGACUCAAAGCCUGGGACGUUAGUCUGACCUGCCGUCGGAGCUCUCUGCCGAGCCUGCGUCUCACCCUGGUGUGCCUUGCAAGAUGUGCGUGUCUCCCCGGAAGGCUGUGGGCUCCAGAGACCCGAGGGUGCCCAGGGCGGAGGGCCCAGGCUGCCUGCAAGGAAAUCUCUGCAGCCCAGGCGCCCUGCUCCGAGUCCAGGCCCACCCAGGGCCCCUGCAGGACAGGACUCCGCCAGACGCCCUCCCACGGCGUGCACUUUGGGAGGGAGUAAAUCGUCGAAGGCAGACCUCAAAACCAUGACUGCAUUCAGGGAGGGCGUCCCCUGGGCGGGCAGGCCAGGGUUUCAGAGCACAAUGGAGAAUGCAGAAGGAAGGGAAACCGGGGGUCCUGGGCCGCGCGCGGCUCAUCAGCAGCGUGACCUUGUGAGCCUCGGAGAGGAGCCUGCCGUGGGGACACGGACACGAACCAUGUAGACAGUAUUGGAAAAUUACUUGAAGAGAAGCUGGGUUUUCAUGAAGUUCCGAAUGCGUGUAAAUGUGUUUAGGCUGUUGUGAAGAGUGACCUUUUUCAAAGCACCAUGGCGCGGGUUCUAGACAGACACUGCCGUCGCAUCCUGCGAGAUGACUUCUGGUAGCCACGGGGGGGGGGG